AUGGUUGAUAAAAUUGAUAUGGCAUUAGAUGAUAUUAUACAAGCUGGUAAAAAAGGCAGAGGCGGUGGGCCUGGACGAAAAUUUGAAACGAAAAGAUCAAAUCGUGGUUUUCGGGGUAGCAAUCGUAAUGGGGGCGUCUUGCGUGGCAGUAAUCGUGGUGGAGUAUCCAAGCCCGCAAAUUAUAAAAGGGGUGAUGUUAACAGCACAUGGAAACAUGAUAUGUUCAAUGAAUUCAGUGAUCAGAAGAUACAGAGAGGUGCACCAAUAACAACUGGACCUACCAAACUGCUUGUUUCUAAUUUAGACUUUGGAGUUUCUGACUCUGAUAUACAAGAACUGUUUUCGGAGUUUGGCAUUUUAAAAAGUGCUGCUGUACACUAUGACAGAUCUGGUAGAUCAUUGGGGACAGCUGAUGUACUUUUUGAAAGAAGAGCAGAUGCAUUAAAAGCAAUGAAACAGUACAAUGGUGUUCCCCUUGAUGGUCGAGCAAUGAACAUACAGCUAGCAACAUCAGAAAUAAGCACAUUUAGAGCAGAACCCAGAAGUAGAUCUGUAGGUGGAGGUGGUGGUCCUAUUAGAAGAAUGUCUGAUAAAAGAGGCAUCAAUGUCAGAAACUCAACUGGAAGAGGAAGUGGGAGACGUGGUGGGCGAGGAGGAGGAGGACCAAGAGGAAAGAAACCAGUUCCCACAGCUGAACAACUUGAUGCAGAGUUAGAUGCUUAUGUUAAAGAAAUAAAAUGA
Molecule: messenger RNA, 741 nt
Organism: Pieris macdunnoughi
Lineage: Eukaryota; Metazoa; Arthropoda; Insecta; Lepidoptera; Pieridae
Source: the annotation of a GenBank genome assembly